AUGGCGGGAGCGCCCGCGCCGGAGCGCUGCAGGGGCUGCGCCGGCCCCGGCUGCGCGUGCGGCGCGCGGGGCGCGCGGGCCGAGCCGCCGCUGCUGGGCCGGCGGCUGUCGGGGGGCUCGCCCGGCCGCCCGCCGCGGGAGCCGUGGGCCAGCACGUGGGGCUCGCUGAGCCGGCCCGCGCCGGCGGCGGAGCGGAGCGCGGAGGCGGCGGCCGCGCGGGACGAGGACCGGCCGCUCGUGUUCCUGUGCGCCGGCUGCCGGCGGCCGCUGGGCGACUCGCUGAGCUGGGUGGCCGGGCCCGAGGCCGGCUGCAUCCUGCUGCGCAGCGUGUCCAGCAACGUCUCUGUGGAUGCCGAGCAGAUACUGUCCAAACGAGAGAACGAGAACGGCUGCAUCCUGGAGAGCCUGCGCUGUGCGGGCUGCGCGCUGCCGCUCGGCCACAUCUACCGCAGCACGCCCGGCCACCUGGACUACAAGCGGGACCUGUUCUGCCUCGGCGUGGGCGCCACCGAGAGUUACGUCCUAGGGUCCUCGGAGAAGCACAUCGUGUCGGAGGACAAGGCGCUCGGUCUGGAGAGCAGAGCUGAGAUCGAGAACUCGCUGAAGCAGAUGGAGGACGUGCUGACGAUCCUACAGACGAAGCUGCAGGACCUGGAGGCCAAGCUGACCUUCGCCAGCUCCAGGUCCGAGCUGUGA
Molecule: messenger RNA, 696 nt
Organism: Pipistrellus nathusii (Nathusius's pipistrelle)
Lineage: Eukaryota; Metazoa; Chordata; Mammalia; Chiroptera; Vespertilionidae
Source: the annotation of a GenBank genome assembly